Molecule: messenger RNA, 2662 nt
Organism: Asparagus officinalis (garden asparagus)
Lineage: Eukaryota; Viridiplantae; Streptophyta; Magnoliopsida; Asparagales; Asparagaceae
Product: myb-related protein Zm38-like
Exons: 3
Coding region: 1682-2638 (318 amino acids)
Source: RefSeq, a predicted model, not a curated record
ACGUAAGUUAGUUUAUAUAUGGUUCAGUUUUAGCAUUUGGUAAUUAAGCAUAUGUUUAGGCCACCAAUUUUCUUGCUAUGAUAGCUAAUUCGAGCGAAUAGAAGGGAAUUUACAGUUAUAAAAAAGGUGGAUGUUACUUUAAUAAGAUGGGUACGAGGCUUAUCCAUCUGUGCUUGUGUCAUGUAUAGUGACUCUUCUAUUAUGUUGUUAACAAGUCCGUGAAAUUAACGAAUUAGACGGGUUAACGAUCGAGCUAACUAGCCUCAACGAUAAACCUUAUGAUUGGAUAUUUGGGUCCUAGAAAGCUAGCAAUUAAUUAAUUUCAAAGGAUAUUUGAUUUCAGAUGGUACUGUUUGCCUUUUGGAAGUUAAUGGCUUAAUUAUGACAUCUCUCAAAGGGUUGAAAAAGUUUGGAUCCUAACUAUUAUCCGUGGAAGAAAUGUAGAACUUUGGACUGAUUCCUUCAGGAGGUCUGAGAAAACUGCACUUCACACGUUUCUUUUCCUCAAAUGUUAACAACAGUCUAUUGACAUGCGGGAAAAUGGUUACUCCUCCGUUGAGAUCUUUGUGUAGAUGGUUAGGCUUGUUGUUGUGAUUGAUAAAUAUCUCUGCUAAAUACACUUUUGAAUACCCAAUUCUACAGUACUGUUGGUUCUGCUUAGCGUUGGCUCUAAUCAAUCAUGUGUAUUUAGUUUGUGUAUAAUAUUCAUACGCAUGCUAAGUGCGGUAGCUGGGCAAGUACGCUCCAAAUACGUUCCAAAAGGCAACAAUGAUGAAGCCCUUUUGGGUCGUUUUAACCGAAUCUUAUUAGGAUCACAUUUAGUCUAUUUGCUGGGUCCCCGUCCCUCCCUAACUUUUUAUACGCACCCUUUUACUAGAAACUAGAGAAAAGAGCUGCUGCCCCCACUUCAUACAAAUGUUGAAUUCCACGUACAUCACAUUUUUUUUUUCAAGUACUGGUCACGCCUUUUAAUCCAGUCGCAGAGAAAUUUGAAUGUCGAGUUGUACGACGCCACGUAUAUCCAAAGCCCUGGCCCAAACUCUUUUUUUUUUUUAAUCCAGUCGCGGAGAAAUACAAAUCUGAAUUCAAGAAUCAAGGCUUGUACUUCGCCUAAUAUAUGCAACGAGGUCAAACUGCAACCCCGGCCAACUCAGUUUUGUGAAAGUGGGGCUCGAUCCCUUUCGCUUUAAAUCCGUCUGUUUCCAUGAGCGUCAUAUGGACCCCUACGUGGCGCUGCGUGGUCAACGCCUGCCAGCUGAUGGGAAAACGAUCCUCAGCUCUCUCUCUCUCUCUCUCUCUCUCUCUCUCUCUCUCUGUGUGUGUGUGGGGAUGUUUAACCCUACAAAUUUUAUCACGGUAGUGUAUAGAGGAUGAAAUUAAGCCAUCACAAGAGAUUGACACGUAGCCCUUACGAUAAACAAAGGCCGGCACCAAAUCCUUUUGACUUUCUCAUUUCUCUUCCACGCCUUCUCCUACCUAUUUAAGCGACAACUGCUGCCUCUCUUCCCUCCCAUUCGAAGCUCAUUUCACUCCUUCGGCGACCGAGACCCCGAGCCAUCGAUCGAUAAUUGUAUACCAUCUUUUCUUCAUUGAGUCCAGCGUUUGGAUUGUAGAAAAUUAAGGUGUGUUUUCCUUUUCCUUUUUCUUUUUUCGCGGUUAACGGGGUUUCAAUUCGCUGGAUAUGGGUCGGGCGCCGUGUUGUGAUAAGGAAGGACUGAAGAAAGGGCCGUGGACGCCGGAGGAGGACCAGAAGCUCAUUGCUUAUAUACAGAAGCAUGGGUGUGGGAGCUGGCGAACUCUUCCCAAAAAUGCCGGACUCUCUAGGUGUGGAAAGAGCUGUAGGCUGCGGUGGACGAAUUAUUUGAGGCCUGAUAUUAAGAGAGGAAGGUUCUCAUUCGAAGAGGAGGAGACCAUAAUUCAGCUGCACAGUAUUUUGGGGAACAAAUGGUCUGCGAUAGCUGCUCGCUUGCCUGGGAGGACCGAUAAUGAGAUCAAGAACUACUGGAACACACACAUCCGUAAAAGGCUCCUUCGCAUGGGAAUCGACCCCGUAACUCACAGUCCUCGCCUCGAUCUCCUCGACCUCUCUACACUCCUCGCCAAUCCAACCCUAUUGAUCAACCCAUCUCAAUACGACAUCUCGAGUUUGCUCGGUAUGGAGCCUCUAGUCAGCCCCGAGCUCCUAAGACUUGCCACAGACCUCCUAUCAUCCCAGUGCCAAGAUCUCACCGAACACGCACAGUUACAGGACCCUAUUGCCCAAUUCCUCAGCGAUUCACAGCUGAUCCAGCCCAAUGGCUCUCAAUUCGGGCCAGAUGGCAUGACCUGUGAUUUCUCAGAAAGUUUCGUACCUGCUGCCGCUAGUAAUACAAUUAGUUAUGACAAUUUGGAGCAACCAAUUCCUCAAUUGGUAUCAGCAGAUAGCUCGAACUUCUACUUGCCCAACAACCAGCUGAAUUAUACUGUGACUACUUCGGUUUUAUCGACGCCCAUCUCAAGCCCGACGACGCAGCUGAACUCAUCUUCGUCGACUUACAUUAACAGUAGCAGCAAUACUGAGGAUGAGCGAGACAGUUAUUGCAGUGAGCUCUUCGAGUUCCAGGUUCCUGACUUACUGGAUGUGAGUGAGUUCAUGUAGAUCAGUUCCGGUAAAUACGGAGGA